Molecule: messenger RNA, 2737 nt
Organism: Benincasa hispida (wax gourd)
Lineage: Eukaryota; Viridiplantae; Streptophyta; Magnoliopsida; Cucurbitales; Cucurbitaceae
Product: GRAS family transcription factor
Source: RefSeq, a predicted model, not a curated record
AUUUUGUCGCAAACCAUAAAACGGAAUCGAUGAACUGACAGAAUUCGAUGAAAGGAACCGAUGAACAAACUGUGAAUUAGAUCCAGGCUGAAGUCAACUUUUAGUUUCUUGGACACCCAAUCAUGAUACUAGGUCAACAACAAUUGGAAAUAAAAUAUGAUGGAACUACAAAUAUUUUUUUUUUCAGAAUUUGGGGCAUAUAAAAAGGAAUUGGGAGAGAUGUUUCGUAUUUUUAAGGACAAGAAAACUAAAAUGUUUUAACCUCUCCCCUCAACGGCCCUAAGGACUGUAGAAAGCAAAAGACUUUGAAUAUUUUAAUAAGAAAGAGAAAAAGGUGAACGCUGUCUCAGCUGUCCCUCUUUACAAUCCAAAUAAAAGCUCAAAACCAUGGCUAAAAGUUUCAAAGAUUCCUUCACCAAUCCCCACUGCAUGUAUUUUUUUCACAAUACAAAAGAAUGAUGAGUUAACAACCCAGGCUGAGGAAGAAGACAAUGAGUGACUUUUAUAUGGGCUUUAAAACAUUUGAACCAAACAUCAAAUCCUCCAAAAGAACAGCACAGAUAGCUUAGAAAAUACCUCACCAUUGUCCGUUUAUGGAGGUUCUAAGUGACCCCUUGCAAUAUUUUACUGCUGUCUACGAAAACAUAAUUGGCUUUAUCCCAAUCUUUGGUCAAUGAUUAAACUGUAGCGUCCCCACCCUCAAACCAGCAACCCUAAAAAACUCCAUCUUCUCCCUCCCUAAUCAAAAGGUCUCCUCUAUAUCUCUCUCUUUCAAUCUGAACUAUUGUUAUUUCACCAAGCAAAAAUGACCAUUGAAGAAACAGGGCCAAACCACCCUUCAGAUCACAUAUUGGACUGGUUAGAGGACUCGGUUCCUUUCUUUUCCCCAUUCCUGGACGAAACUAACAACUCCAGCUCUAUAAACUGCUAUCAAUGGUGGGAUGCGAAUCAGGACACAGGUGAAGAUCUGAUUAAUGGCUUUCUCAGCAACUCCCCCACUACUGUUAGUACUAAACUACAAAACAUACCCACUUCCCACCACUUGACACCAUCUGACUUGACCAAGAAAAGAAAAGCUCCAGAUGAUUCAGUUCAUAAGAAAUCACAAACCCAUCAGAACCGAAGGAAGAAUCAGAACAAUCAGAGCAAAAAUGGUGGCGGUGGAGCUGUUGAGGGAGUGACUGUGAUGAAGAAAUCAGUAGGGAACAAGAAAAAUUCAUCAAAAUUCACAGGAAAUAACUGUAAUAACGGAAGCAACAGGGAAGGAAGGUGGGCAGAGCAAUUGCUAAAUCCCUGUGCUAGUGCUAUCAUUAAAGGGGAUGCGACAAGGGUACAUCACCUUCUUUGUGUUCUUCAAGAGCUCGCCUCACCCACCGGCGACGCCAACCACCGGCUCGCCGACCACGGUCUCCGAGCUUUGGCUCAUCACCUGUCCUCCAAUUCUUCGUCUUCUUCUUUUUCUUCUUAUUCCUCCACAGUUGCCCCGGUUACUUUCGCUUCGACGGAUCCUCGAUUCUUCCAGAGGUCUUUAAUCAAAUUCCACGAGGUGAGUCCAUGGUUUGCAUUCCCGAACAACAUCGCAAAUUCUUCAAUCCUCCACAUUCUCUCUGAAGAACCUAAUCGCCCGCGAAAUCUUCACAUUCUUGACAUUGGGGUUUCUCAUGGUGUGCAAUGGCCAACACUGCUCGAGGCCUUGACUCGGCGUUCCGGUGGACCUCCGUCGCUAAUUCGUCUUACAGUUAUCGGUCCAACCAUCGAACAUGACCAAAAUACCGAGACACCGUUUUCAAUUGGUCCACCCGGAGACAACAUCUCCUCUCGGCUUCUCAGUUUCGCCAAAUCCUUGAACAUCAAUUUACAAAUCAACCGUCUCAACAAUCACUCACUCCAGAGCUUAAAUUCGCAAGUAAUCAACAAAUUCCCAGACGAAAUCCUGAUCGUUUGCGCACAGUUCAGACUCCACCAGUUGAAACACUGUGAUCCUGACGAAAGAUUCGAGUUCUUACAAAAUCUUCGAAAAAUGGAACCAAAGGCAGUGAUUCUGAGUGAAAACAACAUGGGAUGUAGCUGUAGCAACUGCGGAAAUUUCGACACCAGAUUCACACGACGAGUUGAAUACCUAUGGAGAUUUCUGGAUUCAACAAGCGCGGCAUUCAAAGGAAGAGAAAGCGAAGAAAGAAGAGUGAUGGAAGGUGAAGCGGCAAAAGCACUGACGAACGAUGGGGAAAUGAACGAGGAAAAGGGAAAAUGGUGUGAAAGAAUGAGAAAUGCGGGUUUUGAGAGAAAAUUAUUUGCAGAAGACACCAUUGAUACGGCUCGAGCUUCAAUGAGAAGGUAUGAUAACAACUGGGAGAUGAGAAUUGAAGAGAAAGAUGGAUGCUUAGGGUUAUGGUGGAAAGGCCAACCCGUUUCCUUUUGUUCGUUUUGGAAGUUGGGGAUCAAAUCCAAUGCUCUUUGAAACCUUUUCCUUUUCUUGCCAACAGCUUCAAAGUUCAAAACAAACCUAAUUUUCAAAUAAAAAAAAAUAGACGAUGGCUUUGUGUUUGAAUGCAGCUCCCCUUUCGUUUUGCUUCUUGAAGUUUUUUCAGACUAUUUUGAACUUUGAUUUGAGUUCAACUUGUGAGAUUGGAUGAUUCGAACAUUAGUCUGUCAAGCUCUCAAACAAUUUGUUGAUUGAGUUUUGAGUAUGUUUAGAUUUUAAGCAUUUUUAAAGUGAUGUUUUUAAGGUUUCAAACUC